This is a messenger RNA of Miniopterus natalensis, 1800 nucleotides long. NCBI's taxonomy places the organism in Eukaryota, Metazoa, Chordata, Mammalia, Chiroptera, Miniopteridae. The record is from RefSeq and is a predicted model, not a curated record.
GGCCGCUGGACGCCCCCAGGAGAUACAGUCCCACCGCCUUGGAGGGCUGCCGCUGCGGGACGGGCCAUGGACGAUACCCUGUUCCAAUUGAAGUUCACAGCGAAGCAGCUGGAGAAACUGGCCAAGAAGGCGGAGAAGGACUCUAAGGCGGAGCAGGCCAAGGUGAAGAAGGCCCUGCAGCAGAAGAACGUAGAGUGUGCCCGUGUGUAUGCGGAGAAUGCCAUUCGCAAGAAGAAUGAAGGUGUGAACUGGCUCCGCAUGGCGUCUCGUGUGGACGCAGUGGCCUCCAAGGUGCAGACAGCUGUGACCAUGAAGGGGGUGACCAAGAACAUGGCGCAGGUGACCAAAGCCCUGGACCGAGCGCUGAGCAGCAUGGACUUGCAGAAGGUGUCUGCGGUGAUGGACAGGUUUGAGCAGCAGGUGCAGAACCUGGACGUGCACACCUCGGUGAUGGAGGACUCCAUGAGCUCGGCCACCACGCUGACCACGCCGCAGGAGCAGGUGGACAGUCUCAUCGUGCAGAUUGCAGAAGAGAAUGGCCUGGAGGUGCUGGACCAGCUCAGCCAGCUGCCUGAAGGCGCGUCUGCCGUGGGCGAGAGCUCCGUGCGCAGCCAAGAGGACCAGCUGUCACGCAGGUUGGCCGCCCUAAGGAACUAGGAGCCCCUGCAGGGCACUGCCUCCUGGCCCGUGUCCCCCUGCGUCUUGCCUUCGUGCUGACCCUGCAGCAGCCCUCAGCCCUCACUGUUCUCAGCAGCUCUCGCCUGCCAGGCCUAGGACCCUCCUGUCCUCUUAGGCUGGUCGGCGAGUGAGUUUGCACAAACUUCUGACUUCUGUGGGUGAUUUCUGUGACUUUGGCCAAGCAGCUGGAGGAUUAGCAGGCUCCCUUCUGUGCCCCACUCUGCACGGACACUUGUGAUAGCAGGUCUGCUACUGGCUGUCAGCCAGUGGGGGUCGGAGUCCCCUGCUGUCAGGCGGUACCUGGAGCCCUCCCAGCAGUGGGCAGGAGCUCCCCCAUCCCCUGGACAGACACAGGCCCAGGUAGUGCCCCAGGAUGUGUUGGGCAGACCACUGAGCACCACCCAGCAAACACCCACCCUGCAGCCUUUGCAGAAUGUCCUGGGGGUGGGGUCCUGUCCCCUCCAGCCUAGACCUGUGCUCCUGCCAACUGGCUGAGCCCUUGGGAGCCCGGCCCCAAGUCCAGGCAUGCCCACUAUGGGGGCAUGUUCUCAAUCCCCUGCUGACUCUGGAGGGCCCCUGGGUGUGUGCGGUGACCUCUCAGAGCCCAGUCUGUGUCAGGCCCUUCCCGGCCAAAGAGCAGGCAGCCACACGGUCCCAUCUGGCACUAAACUGUAGUGCCUCCCCAUGGACCCUCACACCCUUGACCUUGGAAGACAGAGUGGCUGACAGGAGCCCCCUCAGGGUCAGCUGUGGCCACACGUCCAGGACAGAGCAGCAGGCUUGUCCAGGUGAUCUGCUGGGAUGGCCUGGAGGCAGCUGCACCUUCUGCUCUUCACGAUCCUGAAGUUUACUUCCUUUUCUUGAAGCUGUUUUGUUUUGUUUUGAGGUUCUUUUGUUUUUUGGUGUUUCUUUUUUUUGCCAAAAUAAGAGCAGACAGCAGAUGGGGAGCGUUGGGUCUGCGCCCUCCUUGGUUGGAGCUAGUGGGAGCUGUGGUGGGUGCCAACCAGGCCUGCUCCCUGCACAGCUGACCUCCCUACCAGCCCUUCCCAGAGGCUCUGGCUGUCCAGUCUGUCCCACACCGAUGGCUCAUGUGGACAGAAAUAUUGGAGACCUUCACCUUGA